UCAAAAGCUAAGAACAGCCAUGGCAGCCAAGCUCAACCCCAUCCCUCUCCUCACUCCUCACAAAAUGGGCAACUUCACCCUCUCCCACAGGAUCGUGUUGCCGCCACUGACGAGAAGCCGGUCCUACCACAAUGUCCCUCAACCCCAUGCCGCCCUUUACUACUCCCAGCGCACCACCCCCGGUGGCCUUCUCAUUGCCGAAGCCACAGGCAUUUCCAACACAGCCCAAGGGUAUCCAGAAACGCCUGGUAUUUGGACCAGAGAGCAAGUGGAAGCUUGGAAACCAAUCGUGGAUGCUGUUCAUGAUAAGGGUGGAGUUUUCUUUUGCCAGAUUUGGCAUGUCGGUCGUGUUUCCAGCUAUAGUUAUCAGCCGAAUGGUGAAGCUCCGAUCUCAAGUACGGACAAGGGGGUGACCCCCGGACUCGAUGGAGGGGACUGGUCCCCUCCCCGUCAUCUCCGAGCCGACGAAAUCCCUCACAUCGUCAACGACUUCAGGCUAGCUGCCCGUAAUGCGAUUGAAGCCGGAUUUGACGGAGUGGAAAUUCACGGAGCGAAUGGCUACUUGAUAGACCAGUUCAUGAAAGACCAAGUGAACGAUAGGACCGACGAGUACGGUGGGAGCCUGGAGAAGCGGUGUCGCUUCGCAUUAGAAGUGGUGGAAACAGUGGUAAACGAGAUCGGAGCCGACAGAGUCGGGAUGAGGCUAUCCCCGUUUGCCGAUUACAUGGAGACAGAGGAUUCCAACCCGGAAGCGCUGGGACCCUACAUGGCGGAUGCACUCCACAAACAUGGAUUAGUUUACCUGCACGUGAUUGAGCCGAGGAUGGUCCGAAUAGGGGACAAGCUAGAGACUCCACACAGCCUUCUCCCCAUGAGGAAGGCCUUCAAGGGCACGUUCAUCGCGGCGGGAGGGUACAGAAGAGACGAAGGGAACAAGGCCAUCGAGGAAGGCUAUGCAGACCUGAUAGCAUUCGGCCGCCUGUUCCUGGCAAACCCGGAUUUGCCGAGGCGGUUCGAGCUGAAUGCACCGCUCAACAAGUACGACAGGAACACCUUCUACAUCCCGGAUCCGGUGGUCGGGUACACCGAUUACCCAUUCCUGGAUGUCCCUGCAUGAAUUCCAACAUCCAUCCACCGAUCUGGGCUCUGUAUUUGCAUUGAAUGAACUCGGUUGAUGUACUACUUACACAACCCCCUCGUUAUCGUUUGGUGUCAUCCACCCAUCUAA
Rhodamnia argentea is the source of this 1228-nucleotide messenger RNA. Its product is annotated as putative 12-oxophytodienoate reductase 11. Gene Ontology annotation, molecular function: oxidoreductase activity; FMN binding. The transcript is spliced from 6 exons. The coding region runs from base 20 to 1117 and encodes 365 amino acids. The record is from RefSeq and is a predicted model, not a curated record. Lineage: Eukaryota; Viridiplantae; Streptophyta; Magnoliopsida; Myrtales; Myrtaceae.